Gigantopelta aegis is the source of this 1067-nucleotide messenger RNA. RefSeq names its product transmembrane protein 18-like. Bases 101 to 529 code for a protein of 142 amino acids. Gene Ontology annotation, cellular component: nuclear membrane. The transcript has 5 exons. NCBI's taxonomy places the organism in Eukaryota, Metazoa, Mollusca, Gastropoda, Neomphalida, Peltospiridae. The record is from RefSeq and is a predicted model, not a curated record.
UUCCGCUAUGUGUUAGGCUAGUGUGGAUAGAGAAAAAAUCAUGUGUUUUUUAUUUCGAAAUGCAAUUUUUCUUUUCAGCGUUUAACACCGUAAAAUUGUCAUGGAUUGGCAUCGUACAGAUAAAAUUGACAGUCUUUGGACGUUUGUUUUGUCGAUAGACUGGACUGAAAAAUGGCUGCAAGGGCUCCUACUGUUUCACCUUGCAUCAUUUGGCCUCACGUACCUCAUCCGCCAUAAUGGAACUCUGCAGAUAGCUCACUUUACAGUUUCAUUAUUACUGGUAUGGUGUGCCGAAUAUAUCAACGAGGAAGCAGCAAAAUAUUGGAAGUUGUUUUCCAACCAGCAGUAUUUCGACAGCAAUGGUCUCUUCAUCUCGGUGGUGUUCUCCAUGCCAAUUCUCUGUAACUGUCUCGUCAUUGUGAUGAUGUGGCUGUUUAAUGCAGGAAACUUGAUGGUGCAAGUGAAACGAGUACAGUUAGUUAAAGAAGCGAAAAGGCAGAAACUCAAAGAAGCUGAAAAGAAUGACUGACGGCCAUAUUGCUUGAGUAUGAACACACCAAAAAAUAGUUCCUGCUUUGCUGGGUUAUCUGCAUUUGAACAACAAGAGUUAAGAAAAUAAUCAUAGAAAUUGGAGGAAUUGUUAACAGACUAUUUCAUUUGUGAAAUGAAAAUAAUUUGACGAUUAAUUUCGCUCAAUGAUUCUCUGAUUUAUGCAGAUGCUUAUGGUGCAGAAUUGAAUUGUUUUUUUAAAAGAAUGAAAAUAAUUUCAUACUGCAUGGAAUUAAGAAGAAAAUUCAUUUAAAAUAUUAAAUUUAACCAUCGUUUAAAAAAAAACCUUGAUUUUAAUUUUUAGAGCAACAGCAGGGCUGCAAAAAGUACUCGCCUGCUUGCCAAAUGCAAGCAAAAAUUCCUACGGACCAUUUAAUAAAUGAAACUACCAGCCCGACGGUCUAUCUGUCUUUUUGAUUUCGUUUUGACACGUGAUGUUGAUCGCUUGCCAAGUGUUAUUAAUAAUGUUUUGUCAAUAUAUCUAUAUAUUUCAUGUGGAGUAAAGACACUAUAUAUUA